AUGUUCUCCAAAGCCCUCACUGCCCUUGUCCUUGUGGCACCUCUUGUCUCAGCACAGACUUUUACCAGCUGCAAUCCUCUCACAACCUCAUGUCCUCCUGAUCCUGCUUUCGGCAAAGAUACUGUCCACUGUGACUUCACCAAGGGAGCUUGCCCAGCUUUCAAGGAAGACGCCGGUACAUCAAUUACUCACAACGCCAACGGUGCUGUCUUUACCAUUGGUGGACCCAACCAGGCCCCUACAGUUGCCACGGGCAAGUACAUCAUGUUUGGCCGUGUCGAUAUCGAAGUCCAAGCUUCUACCGGUGUUGGUAUUGUUACCAGCGCUGUUCUUCAGUCUGACUGUCUCGACGAGAUCGAUUGGGAAUGGCUAGGAGGUGACAAUGCUCAGGUCCAGUCCAACUACUUUAGCAAGGGUGAUGUGAGCACAUACGACCGAGGAGCUUUCCACCCUGUCGCAAACCCCGUCGGUCAAUUCCACGUCUACUCCAUCGAGUGGACACCUGCACUCAUUAACUGGAUCAUCGACGACGUUGUGGUCCGCACACUCACAUACGAGGAUGCCAAGGGUGGAUCUGCUUUCCCCCAAACACCCAUGCAGAUCAAGCUUGGUACUUGGUGUGCUGGUUCUCCCGAUGCUGCUGAAGGCACUAUUCAAUGGGCCGGUGGCCUGACUGACUUCAGCCAAGCUCCCUUCAAGGCUUACUACAAGAGCAUUUCCAUCGUCGAUUACGCCGGUGGUGAUGCUCCCACAACAAAGUCUGUUCGAGAGUACAUCUAUGGCGACCACUCUGGUAGCCAUGGAAGCAUCAGAACUGCUUAA
This is a messenger RNA of Fusarium pseudograminearum CS3096, 822 nucleotides long. RefSeq lists its product as uncharacterized. Lineage: Eukaryota; Fungi; Ascomycota; Sordariomycetes; Hypocreales; Nectriaceae. The transcript has 4 exons. Gene Ontology annotation, biological process: fungal-type cell wall organization; carbohydrate metabolic process. Gene Ontology annotation, molecular function: hydrolase activity, hydrolyzing O-glycosyl compounds; glycosyltransferase activity. Bases 1 to 822 code for a protein of 273 amino acids. Gene Ontology annotation, cellular component: fungal-type cell wall. The record is from RefSeq and is a predicted model, not a curated record.